Pestalotiopsis fici W106-1 is the source of this 717-nucleotide messenger RNA. RefSeq lists its product as uncharacterized. Gene Ontology annotation, molecular function: glutaminyl-tRNA synthase (glutamine-hydrolyzing) activity. Gene Ontology annotation, biological process: glutaminyl-tRNAGln biosynthesis via transamidation; regulation of translational fidelity. The transcript has a single exon. The record is from RefSeq and is a predicted model, not a curated record. Bases 1 to 717 code for a protein of 238 amino acids. Lineage: Eukaryota; Fungi; Ascomycota; Sordariomycetes; Amphisphaeriales; Sporocadaceae.
AUGUCCAUUACGAUAUGCAGCCAAUGCCGAACAGCCCUGCGGCUACAACGAGGCACAAGCCGGCGAGCCAUACAACCGGCCAUACGGCAACAAAACUUGUCAACUUUCUCUUCUCCGUCCAAAUCACUCUUCGAGGCGCAGUGCCAGAGUAAAUCACGACCCUUCUCAACCACCUCGGCGCGGCGCAUAUUCGCCCCAGAUCAGUCGCGCGAUCCCUCGCCAGAAGAGAUUCUCGCUAAGCCGACGUGGUCCGUUCGCUCCCUAUUGCCGCCAUCGUCUUCCAAUUCCUCCUCCUCGCCAGCAGUGCAGACAGCAGAAGAAGAAGAAGAAAUCACACCCCAAACCCUCCGACACCUCCUCCGCCUCUCGGCCCUUCCUCCUCCCGCCACGGAAGCCGAGGAAUCGCAGCUCCUCGGCACACUAAGGGCGCAGCUACAUUUUGUGCGCAGUAUUCAGUCCAUUGACACGACUGGUGUCCAGCCUUUAGUCUCAAUUCGCGACGAAACGACCGCUGGUGUGAGUGAGCAGACCGUCGGAUUAGCGGACCUCGAGGGCGCUCUCGCCGCCGAAGAUGUGGUCGGCCAUGCCAAGCGGCCGAGGAGGCGACGGACAAGAUCUGGCCAACAGAUUGAAGGCGUCGAGGACUGGGAUGUGCUCAAAGGUGCAAGCGAAAAGGUUGGAAGAUACUUUGUGGUCAGAAGCGGACCUGGGAAAUGA